This is a messenger RNA of Medicago truncatula (barrel medic), 426 nucleotides long. RefSeq lists its product as uncharacterized. The transcript has a single exon. NCBI's taxonomy places the organism in Eukaryota, Viridiplantae, Streptophyta, Magnoliopsida, Fabales, Fabaceae. The coding region runs from base 1 to 426 and encodes 141 amino acids. The record is from RefSeq and is a predicted model, not a curated record.
AUGGUAGAAUGGCACACUCUCAGUGAUCAACCAAGUUAUGGUAGUCAAAUAGGAGGAAAUACUGGCUCGAGAAGUAGUGGAUCUAAGAGAUCUCACAAGAGUGAUGCAUGUGGCUCAAACUAUGUAGGAUCUAGUGCUCGUCCAAUGGGUAGGGAGGCGGCUAAAAAUAAGGGUAAAAAGAAAAGCAAGGAAGCUGCCUUGGAGGUGGUGGACAAUGAGUGGGUUGAAUUCAAACAAUUCAAGGAGAAAGAGCUUGAACGAUUGGACAAGAUAGCAUUGAUGCAACUAGAGAUUAACCAAUUGAUGAAAGAAAGGACUCAUACUAAGAAAAUGAAAAUGUAUCUAAAGCUAAGUUCUAAAGAGCAUCUCGAUGACCGGAAGAAAGAGAUGUUGGGAAAGUUGGGCCAAGAACUGUUUGGAAAUUAA